Messenger RNA from Exophiala dermatitidis NIH/UT8656, 1626 nucleotides. Its product is annotated as RNA-directed RNA polymerase. The transcript is spliced from 4 exons. Lineage: Eukaryota; Fungi; Ascomycota; Eurotiomycetes; Chaetothyriales; Herpotrichiellaceae. Bases 304 to 1011 code for a protein of 235 amino acids. The record is from RefSeq and is a predicted model, not a curated record.
UAGUAAGUUGUGGGUAGCCGUAAUAUUUCACUUCAACCUCACAAAGAAUCUGGCUUUGGACUUAAACUUGGAGUGAUCUCUUUGACCACCUGCCAGUGUACCUGCUUCACUUCCUUUCACUAUUUAAGGUAGGCUGUCACUGCCUGUAGGCUUCACAGCGGACCACCUAGGCUAUUUGCAGUCUAUAUAUAAAUACUUUCAUUCCAGACCUCUUUCCUUUUCUUAUAUCUCUUCCUCCACAACAACAACACUACUCGUCGACUUCUCGGUCUCUCGUCCCCAACUCUACAGAGCCAGUUUUAUAUGAUACCGCGCUUCCAAAUCCGCACAAUGUCUUCCAGGCUCAUUGCCGUGAAGGACAUGCCUUCAAUUGCAACCCUUUACAGAUCUGGCCAGCUUCGCCCCUCCUCGACCCCAGAUCUGCCAAACCCAAACCAGCAGUACAACGACAAGAUCUGCACCAUCCAGGCUGACAUCACAAAGCUGCAAGUCGAUGCCAUUGUCAAUGCUGCAAACAGUGGCCUUCGUGGAGGAAGCGGUGUAGAUGGAGCUAUUCAUAAAGCUGCUGGUCCAGGCCUUUUGAAGGAGUGUGCCACACUGGGCGGAUGUGAAACGGGCUCUGCGAAGGUUACCGAAGCCUACAAUCUUCCCUGCAAGAAAGUCAUCCACGCUGUCGGUCCGAUCUUCCACAGCAUCGAAAAGUCCGAACCUCUUCUCCGUUCUUGCUAUAGAACCUCCCUCAGUCUUGCUGUUGAAAAUGGUUGCCGCACCAUUGCUUUCCCAGCAAUCUCAACUGGUGUUUACGGUUAUCCCAGCGAUGCAGCUGCUCUUGCUGCAGUUCGAGAAGUCUACUCGUUUCUGAGGACUCCAGAGGGACAUAAACUCGACAAGAUUGUCUUCUGCAAUUUCAUGGACAAGGAUGUGAAGGCUUAUGCCGAAGUGCUGCCAAAGAUUCUCCCCCCAACAAAGGAUGACCUGUCCCAUACAGAGCCGUCCGAGGGCAAUCUUUGAACCAAUACAAGAGGAACCUGAACCCCUUGCUGUCCGAAGCGAGGCCGAUAAGAGCAUAGUCCCUGUCAAGAACCGCGAUAGGACGAUUGCUAAGGAGACUGAGUAUGCUGCAAUUGACGAUCUGAAGGAGCAAGUCAUACAGGACGAAGAGGCGAGGCAUGAGGGGAAGUACGUGUGCACGCACGAAGACCUUUACAGAAUCGAUGAUCCGCGCAAUCACGGUCUCUGGCCAAACAAUGCUUACGUUUGCAUAUGUCAAUCAUACUUCAUCCAGGCACGCAUCACGCAUAAACCCGCCAUUGGUCGUGGAGAUUUCCGCCGGUUCUGAGAAACGAACAAGGGCAACAUCUAUCAGACCGAGCUGAUUUUGAGACGGGUAACACAAUUGGCACACUUUUGUGGCUUAGGAGGCUUGUUUCUGCCGCCACAUUCUCCUCACAUCAUCUUUCACCAAUUCCAGCACCUAAGACCAUAGAUGACCAGUUUGAGUUUGGAUCUUUCUGAAGUGCUAUGAUUGCAGAUAUUGAUCUGCCCUAAAGGGCGAAAAACUUCACUCCUAGCUAGCAACAAUUAAUUACUAUCAAGCAAAUCCCAAAUGGCAACUUGAAAUCUGUA